AUCAUUCGGCGGAGAGACUCUCUCUGACAGUAACGUUAGUUCUGUGGAAAAUGUCGGAGACGGCGGUUACUUGUAAUAUCUGUGGCGCAUCCUACACAUUACCCGAAGAUGAAGCUGUGGGGAAUCUCCCGCACGUGCUGUUGUGCAGUCAUAUCUUUUGCAGCACAUGUCUGCACGCGCUCGAGUCACCUCAGAAAGUCAUCACGUGUCCGGAAUGUCAGAUGGAAACCCUAAUUGGUGAGGAAGGAGUUGAUGGGUUGGAGGUGGACAGCAGAAUCAUUGGCCUCAUCUAUACAGCACGGAUGAACACAAAGAAAGACAGGCACUCUGGAGACCGGUGGAAAUCUCAAAGGUUAAGGAGCCCACCCUCAUAUGCAGCCGUCCACACACAGGAGAAUGCUGAAGGGAGGCCAGAUGUCGUUAAAGUUUUGGAUGAAGCUCUCAUUAAAGCAAUGGAAAACCUGAAUCAACUUGAUAAACUUCACCAGACUCUUACCAAUGGUAUUCAUGCUCAGCUGAAAAAAGAAAGAACUCGAAUUGUCAGAGAAAUUGAUGAGGCCAUUAACAAAGCAAGGAGCAUUCUGACGAAAAGACGGAAUAUGUUGGUGUCAAAAUUGGACGCUAUUGAUCAUCUCUUCUCGGAUGGUUGGAAAGAGUGUAAGAGAAUAGAAGAGCGGGUAAAGGAUCUGCAAACAGCCAUCCAGAAAGCUCGACACGUUCGUCAGGUUCCUUCUCUGGAGACCUAUUGCAACCUAGACAAGAUUUUGGAGACUCUACAAAUUCCAGUGGAUGUUGAAUCAUAUGACAUGAGCUGUCUGUCAUUGCGUUCAGGACUCAGCUGCAGUCUUCAGAUAGACAGUCUUACUGAAAGUAUGAAAAACUGUCUUAAAAUCACAGAUGUCGAUUAUAGUUGUAUCAGAGAAGUUGCUGUGGAGCCUUUCAAACAUGUUGUGAAAAGCACUGAGGAAGUCUGGGACAGCUCCAGUCAGUCUGUUCCGAGAAAUGCAGACACCAUUCCCAAAAGACAACGCACACACAGCCCAAGUUUUAUGGGUGAAACAGAUACAGGAACAGAGAAAGUGGAAAUAGCACGCAGUUACCCGGUUGCUGAACCAAGGUGCAAUGAACGGAACAGAGCACUUAAAAAACAUCGCAGGCAGCAUCUUGAAAAGUCCUCAACUCUACAACCUAAAAUGGUGCACUAUGCACUGGCAACACACAUUGUGAACCCUGGACAUUUCUACGUACGCUAUUUGCUCGAACACAAGGCAGGUCAAAAGUUGGCCAAAAAGAUCAACGAUUUCUGCUCAGGAGAGAAUAGCCACUUCACGUGCAGUGAUGAAAUCAAGACGGGCUCUCUGAUCUUUGUCUAUUGGAAGGAGGAUGUGUGGUGUAGAGUAACAGUGACUGAGCUCUUUCAGAAAGAGCGUUUCCAGAGUGUGACCAAAUGCCUUGCUUUAGAAGUCUCCCGUCUAUGUGUUUACUUUGAGGACUAUGGCUUCUCCAAGGGCUUCUCAAUCCCAAGUGAUGGAGGUUUAAGCUCGUUGAAUGAGUGUCUGCGGAGACCUGAUGCAUCUGCUCUAAUGGAAAUAAACGGCUGGGCUCCUCUGGCCAUCAAAUGUUCCCUUCAAGAUAUCAUUCCUUCGGACUUGGUGAAUGGGUGGACUUCAGAGGCAAGUGACGAGAUGAGAAGACUGCUGGGCACUGAGGCUGUGGAGAUGCAGGUGUUCGGUGAGGACGGAGACACGCUGUUAGUGGAUAUGAGGAAAACGGCGAUGGUGUCUCUGCGGGAGCAUCUGGUGUUCAUGGAACUGGCCAGAUUCUACUCUCCUAUAGUAGCUCCUGGCAGUGUGCCCCUGCUCUUCUACCCUCCAGUUCCCCCUAAAAUCAAUGUUGAGUUCAACGCUAUGGUUGCUCAUGUAAACUCACCGUCAGACUUCUAUGUACAACAAGUUGAAAAUAUGGAGUACUUGCUGUUGCAUUCGAAGCUUCAAGACUGUUACAGUCAUCCCAAUGCAGACCAGGAGUUCCAGAUCUACUGCCCUUCUAUCUCACAGGCCUGCGUCGCUAGCUAUGACCAAGAGUGGUGCAGGGUCCAGGUCACAGGUUUCCCUGGUGGUCGGAUGGUCGAGGUUCGGUAUGUGGACUUCGGUUACAUAAAGACUCUCUCCGUGAAAGAUCUGAGACAAAUAAAGGACGAGUUCUUUGCUUUGCCAGAAAUGGCCUUGUGGUGCAGUCUGAAUGAUGUGGUCAGUUUGCAGAAAACAUGGAGUGAUGAAGCCUGUGAUAUGUUUAAGGAACUCGUGGAGCAUAAACUUAUCACUGUUGUGGCAAAACAGUCCAACACUACACCUUUGCCCGUGUGUCUGUAUGAGAUUGGGGACGAUUUUCCAGGAACCAGUAUUGUGGACAUACUGGUCAGAAAUGGCCUUGCUGUUUCCAGUAAACAGAUCCAGGUUAAAGACACCCAGCCCUUGGAGACGACUGUCUGGGACCCUCCAUUUGAGGAGGAAGUUCGGUGUGUUGUGCCGACUCCCCCUCCUGCUUCUGAAGAGCUGAAGCCUAGCCUGAGUCUGCCUACCUGUCUCAAAGACAUCAGAGUUCGUGUGACGCACGUCACCUCCCCUGGAAACAUCUUUGUGCAGCUGCUGCAGUUUGACACCCAGCUGAAGAGAAUCCACGACACACUAAAGAGUCUCUUCUCUAAGUCUGAGCCGCAAGAGAUGCACUGGGAAGCAGAGAUGUUCUGUGCUGCUAAUAACACUGGGGUUUGGGAAAGAGGAAAAGUGUGCAGCGUGUCCACUAGUGGUGUUGCAGAGGUUUUGCGUUGUGACUUUGGUAAUAAAGUGAAUCUCCAUGUGAACAAUCUCAGACCCCUCUGUGCGGAUCUAAUUGGAUCUUUCUUACUGGAAUGUAACCUCAGUGGUAUAAGGCCAGCUGGUGGUCGCUCUACAUGGACAGCCACAGCGUGUGACUUUAUCUCUCUCUACUUGACCGGUGCCAUGGCUGUAAUGGACAUAAAGGAGCCAACCGCCAGUCCAGUGCUUGUGUGUCUGUUCUGUUCGAACCGGGCCGGUCAAAACGUAAAUUUUGCUGAUUUUCUCAUUAGUGAAGGCCUUGCACUAAAGGAGAGAAAGGCUGCUUCCACAUCUGAGACAGUUUUUUCAGAGGAGUGUGUGUUGAGCGAGGAGGUUCCUGAGCAACAGAGAAUAGUGAGUCCAUCUCAGACUCCGCCCAGACCCACCCCUCGCUUUAACCCAUCACCAGAGAGAGUGCAGACACGCUCUUACCCCCCUCCAGAGCUGCCUCCCUGCGGAAACACGCUCAUGAGCAUCUCAGCCAUCUCUGAACAAGGUGUCAUUUAUGCAAUGACACACCAAGCAGUGUGUGAGUUUGAUCGCUUGCGGGAGCGGCUGCAACAGUACAUUAAAACUCUGCCGAGACAGAAGAACUACAACUGGAAAGGAGUUUUGGGCUGUGCUGUCAUGGGAACCGACAUGUUCUGGUACAGAGGUCAGGUGCAGGAGGUCAUUGGAGGACACGUGAAGGUCCGAUAUGUGGAUCAGGGACUUGUGGAGAGCAUCCCGGUUUGUCACGUGUACCCAGUGGUUCUCUGUGAGGAUGUGCCGCAGCUCUGUGUGCCUUGUCAGAUAAAUGGAGUCAUACCGAUCGGGAAGGGAUGGCAGUGGGAUGCUGUGGUGCUUAUGAAGGAGUUGCUACUUGGGCGUUCAGUCAAUGUCUACAUUAUGGAACAACCAGAGGAUCCAUGUGACUGUGUUACGGUAGAGAUAAUGGUGGAUGGCAUGGCACUUAGCAAGAUAAUGGUGCACCACCAAUAUGCCACUUUUGACCCUGCCAUCAGCAGCCAAGAGGAUUAUGUGGUUAAGCCUCAUGCCCUUGAUUUGGAUGACUGGGACCUAAACACAGAGGGAUUGGAGGAGCCCCAGCUUGUUUUAGGGGUCUAUAAAGAACUCCAGAUUCCUAAAGAAAGAAAACAUUUCCCUGCCAAGGUCAAGCAUAUCCGCACCCCUAAUGAGGUGUUCCUGUGUGUGUUGGAAAAGACUCAGAGAAAACUGGAGCAGGGAGAUAGUUUGGAGGAAGCUCUCGAGCGUGUGAAUAAGAGUGUUGAAAACCUGAGCCUGCUGACAGACUUCCCCAUUGAGUGUCCCUGUCUGGCCGAAUACAGUGAUGGUAAAUAUUAUCGUGCAAAGCUACUGGGCUUUUCUGAAGUCACUCCCUCUGUCAAGCUCCUUGUGAGACAUGUGGAUUUUGGCUCGGAUGACAUUUUACCAGUAAACAAAUUGCGGCAGCUCCCUGCAUCCCUCCAUCAUUAUCCCUGUGCAGCUGUUUACGUCAAGUUAGCAGGCUUCAAACCAGCAAACGUGAUCUUGGAGAUGGAGCGGAUACCUUAUCGGCCUGAGUGGACUAUGAAAGCAAUGCUGGAGAUGAUCGACCUGUUGAACGGAGAGCUCACUGCGGUGGUCACUGCAACGGAACCACAGCUGACCGUGUUGCUGUAUAAUGCAGAUGGAAGACUUGUCCACACACGUCUGGUGGAGAAAGGCCUUGCAGAUUAUGAAUAAAGUUUCUAUAGGUUGUGGCAGUGACUGAGGAUCGUCAGCGUUCAUAGCUUUUGAAGGCAAAACUUUUUAUGUUGGUGUAGUAGUUUCAUUUUAUGUUAAAGCAUUCAGGGGUUUAAGCUACUUUGUGCAGUUGUUAAUAUAUUUGGCCAGUUUUAUGUUUGUGCAAUUU
Rhinichthys klamathensis goyatoka is the source of this 4752-nucleotide messenger RNA. RefSeq names its product ring finger protein 17 (gene rnf17). Lineage: Eukaryota; Metazoa; Chordata; Actinopteri; Cypriniformes; Leuciscidae. The record is from RefSeq and is a predicted model, not a curated record. The transcript has 37 exons. The coding region runs from base 51 to 4583 and encodes 1510 amino acids.